AUGGGAUGUGUGAGUAGCAAAAUAGAUAUAAAUGAUAGACAUCCUAAUAUAUUCCAAGUGAUCAAUGUCAACGACCAAGGGCGGCCGAUAAGUCCUGGGAAACUACAAGUCACUGAAACUGAACUUGUUUUUUACCAGAGAGGUAAAAAGCCCACAAAGUGGCCUUUGAGAUCCUUACGCAAGUAUGGAUUCGACACUGCAGUGUUCAGCUUCGAAUGUGGCAGGAGAUGUCCAACAGGACAUGGGAUAUAUGCCUUCAAAUGUAAGAAAGCUGAACACUUAUUCAAUAUCGUGCAACUCCACAUAACUGGGAAUGUCAAUGAAGAAAACAAUUCAAAUUUGAAUAGUGACUUUCCUAUGAAUGGCCCCCCUGUUGUUGCACGAAGACCAACCAUGACUGAGGGUUAUUUGAACCCAGUGGUACCAACUGUAGCACUAAGAGCACACACAAUGACAAGUAGGCCGAGUUCGGUAAGUAGCAACGGGCCAUUGAGUCCUACAGCACUAUCAUCACCCCCUCCAGAACACAACAACAAUAAGCGGGCCAGCUUGGUUCCGGAAUCUUCUACCAUUAGUAAUACAGCCAAAGAAACUGAAAGCAUCUUGCCACCAUAUGCCAAUUUGGCUUCUAACGAAGCGAACCCGGAAACCUCUAGCCACGUAUACAUGAACAUAGAUACCAGCAAUGCCAAAGAUCUACCUGAAGAAAUCGACGAAAAACAUUGUUACGCCAAUAUUGACAGUAGGGACCUCGAGAAUCUGCGACCGCUGGUCGAAAGUGUCCCUGCUACCCCUACCACUCCAUACAUCGACUUGGACUAUAAUCCGGUGCGGGAAGUCAACUAUGCCGAGUUGGACUUGGAUAUUGCUAGCAAAGAGCCGGCUAGUGACAUCUCUUCGGAGAGCCCGAAGGUAGAAAAGAAGAGUUAUGCGACUAUCGAUUUUCAGAAAACGACGGCUCUUUCUCAGUCGAUAAAUCCGAGUAUGGCUGUUGAGGAGGGGAUAAGAAAAACUAGGCAUAACUCAACGAUCCAUUCGUUGAGCGAUUGA
Phaedon cochleariae (mustard beetle) is the source of this 1050-nucleotide messenger RNA. The record is from the annotation of a GenBank genome assembly. Lineage: Eukaryota; Metazoa; Arthropoda; Insecta; Coleoptera; Chrysomelidae.